Messenger RNA from Guillardia theta CCMP2712, 435 nucleotides. RefSeq lists its product as hypothetical. The record is from RefSeq and is a predicted model, not a curated record. The transcript has 6 exons. Bases 1 to 435 code for a protein of 144 amino acids. Lineage: Eukaryota; Cryptophyceae; Pyrenomonadales; Geminigeraceae.
AUGGGGAUUCGGGGGCUGCACUCGCUGUGUUCGUCUCAGGCCAACGAGCUUGCGGAUGCAGUGAACAUCACCAUCAUGUCGAGAGAGCGGGUUACCAAGGGGGAGAGGAGGCCUAUCAUUAUCAUCGAUGGGAUGUUUCUCAUAUUCCACAUCUUUCAAAAGCUUGAUGUUACAUGGCAUUGGCUCCUGGGAGGCGAAUACAAGAUGUUUGCUGCUGAAUUGGAAAAGUUCAUCAAGGACAUGCAGACAUGCGAAGUGGAUAUCGUAGUGGUUUUGGAUCCGGCUCGGGGAAGUGAGGGGCUACAAAAGAAGAAAUCUGAGCACGAGAAACGGUUUGCAGACAGGAGUGAGAACAUGGACAAGAUCAUCUCAUGCAUACAGAAAAAUGAAGACCCCGAAUCUCUAGAUGAGGUCGAAUGGUCCCUCGAAGAAUGA